GAUUCCCCAUGGUGGGGAUUCCAUGAAUUAUUAUAAUUUUUGAAAUCAUUAAUUAUUAUCAUUUUUUAAUUCCGAAAUGGGUAUUGAUUUAGUAAAGGCUGGUAGAGUGAAGAAACCAGGCCGUAAGGCUUUGGUUAGUAAGAAUCCUUACCUUCGUCUUUUGGUUAAGCUUUACAAAUUCCUCUCUAGACGCACUGACCACUCCUUUAACAAGGUUGUUCUAAAACGUCUUUUAAUGCCCAGACGUUUCAAAGCUCCUCUUUCUCUUUCUAAACUCAGUAAACAUAUGGAAAAAAGACCCGAUAACACAGCUGUUGUCGUUGGAACUGUUACAAAUGAUGAGAGAAUGGACGUGGUGCCGAAAUUGAGUGUUUGUGCUUUAAGGGUUACUGAGACAGCAAGGAAACGUAUUUUAGCCAGUGGCGGUGAAGUUUUAACCUUUGAUCAGCUGGUUGCCAGGAGUCCCACGGGUUCAAGAUGUACUCUUUUAAGAGGUGCAACUAAGGCUAGGGAAGCUGUAAAACACUUUAGAAAUGAAGUCAAGGGUAAUCCUAAACCCUACGUCAGAUCAAAGGGAAGAAAAUUCGAAAAGGCAAGAGGGCGUCGUCAUUCCAGAGCCUUCAAAGUUUAAUCUCUUACACUCACUA
Molecule: messenger RNA, 647 nt
Organism: Theileria parva strain Muguga
Lineage: Eukaryota; Apicomplexa; Aconoidasida; Piroplasmida; Theileriidae
Gene: RPL18
Product: 60S ribosomal protein L18-3
Exons: 3
Coding region: 77-631 (184 amino acids)
Biological process (GO): translation
Cellular component (GO): ribosome; cytosolic large ribosomal subunit
Molecular function (GO): RNA binding; structural constituent of ribosome
Source: RefSeq, a predicted model, not a curated record